This is a messenger RNA of Sabethes cyaneus, 2041 nucleotides long. RefSeq lists its product as uncharacterized. Bases 1 to 1995 code for a protein of 664 amino acids. NCBI's taxonomy places the organism in Eukaryota, Metazoa, Arthropoda, Insecta, Diptera, Culicidae. The transcript has 3 exons. The record is from RefSeq and is a predicted model, not a curated record.
AUGACAGAACAUAUAAGCGUGGUGGAGGUAUCGCGGUUUACUACAGGGAAAGAUGCAACGGAUAAAACUGAAUGUCUGGCAUUGGAGUUUCGAGUGGCGGGUCGGAAAAUUCUACUGAUAGUCAUCUACAAUCCUCCGGAAAACGACUGCUCGUCUUCCCUGGAGGAAAAGUUGUCUAAUCUUGCUGUACGCUACGACAAUAUCUUUCUGGUGGGGGAUUUCAACACUAACAUGCUUCAGCCUAGUAGCAAACGUGCGCUUUUCAAAUCGGUGCUCAGUACCUUUUCUUUGACAUCCGUUAGUGAAGAACCAACAUUUUUCUAUGAUGGAGGAUGCUCGCAGCUCGAUCUUUUCCUAACCACUAGAAACGAGAAGGUCUUGCGAUUCGGACAAGUCAGCUUUCCUGCACUGUCGCAGCACGAUUUAAUUUUUGCGUCAUUGGACUUUGACAUCUCACCACCCUCCAGCCUGUGUUUUUACCGAGACUACGUCAACUUCGAUGCUUAUGUCCUGGAAAACGAAAUUUUGGCUAUCCCCUGGAACCGGUUCUAUGCGAUGGAAAACCCGAGCGACUGCCUGGAUUUUUUCAAUGCGCAUAUCAAAAGAGUGCAUGAAACAUGCAUUCCUCUUCGUGUCAGUACCAGUCGCCGUAGGAACAACCCUUGGUUUUCUGAUAGCGUUCGUCAGAGCUUGCUCGAGCGUGACUUGGCGUACAAGGACUGGUUGCAAGCUCCAACACAUUUGAAAGACGUGAAGCGGCAGCGAUACAAAGCGCUGAGGAAUCGUGCUAACACAAAAAUCGCGCAAGCCAAACAGCAGUAUCUGCAUCGUUUUCUAGACAGCAGAGCUUCAUCGAAAACCCUAUGGCAGCGAGUGAAGAGUCUUGGAGUUGGCAAGGAUAAACAGCAUAGUCCCUGCGAGUUCGAUCCAGAUGAAGUGAAUCGUACCUUCUUAGCUAACUUCACGAACAGUACUCACCGCAGACCAACACCAGAGAGUUCAGCACCAGCAUCGUUGCACAGUUUCUCCUUUCAGCAAGUACAUUACUGGGAAGUCGUGAACGCUAUCUGGGACAUUAAGUCUAACGCCGUUGGGAUGGACGAUUUACCAAUUAAUUUUGUGAAGAUCAUCUUACCGUUAGUUGUGCAGCACAUUACAUAUUUAUUUAAUAUGUUUAUCGAACGGUCCACCUUUCCUGACUCCUGGAAACACGCGAAAGUCAUACCGCUGAAGAAAAAAGCGCACCUGAACGAUAUCACUAAUCUAAGACCAAUAAGCAUCCUCUGCGCGUUGUCAAAAGUGUUUGAGAAGCUUCUCAAGCAGCAAAUGACAUCUUACAUAGAAGACAGUGGCUUACUGACGGACUACCAGGCUGGUUUCCGCAAAGGACAGAGCAUCAAAACCGCAGUUCUAAGAGUGUACGAUGAUCUAGGAGCCAUUGUUGAUAAGAAAGGUGCUGGUAUACUGUUGAUGCUCGAUUUUUCGAAGGCCUUCGAUACCAUUCCGCACAGCAAACUACUAGCCAAGCUAUAUACGCAAUUCAACUUCUCUUCUGUUGCCGUGGAAGAUUAUCUUUUCAAAAUUACAUUAUUGAUAUACGUUUUUGUGUUUCAGGUGAUUGUGCUUAUCGUUGCCAUAGCCACCGCAUCAGCUCAAAUCCGUCCAAUUCCGGUUCCACUUAGGCCUGUCCCUUAUGCUAGUCCGGAAGCAAGUGCCGUUAUCCUUAACCAAGUGUACGAACCCAACCCGGACGGUUCGUACAUCUACAGCUACGAAACGAGCAAUGGAAUCCGUGCUGAGCAGCGUGGCUUCCUGAAGAAUCCUGGAACCCCCGGUGAAGCUCAAGUGAUGCAGGGAUCAUACUCGUACACCGGUCCCGACGGUGUGGUUUACACCAUCAACUACAUCGCCGACGAGAACGGGUACCGUGCGGAAGGUGCCCAUAUUCCAUCAGCCCCGCGAUACAACCCGCGAUUCCCAGGUGCAUUCAAGUAAAAGGGGACAUCAGUAGCGCGAUCUUCCGUCUGCCAGUUACCGUAGU